UCGGCGGAAGCUCAGGUGAGCAGCGGCAGCGUCUCGAGCUUAGACAGACAAAAACAGAAGAGCUCGCGCCAUGUCCGCGCGGCGGUGGUGUUGUUGGCUGACCUUCGCGUGCCUGGCGCAGGUGUGGAUCUGCGCGCGCGCCUCGAGCUUCUGCACGGCUUACCUGAACGUGCAAGUGAACCACAGCGCGAGCGCGCUGCCCGGGAACCUCACUACGUGGCGGCGCGAGGUGGGGCUCUUCGGGCGCGAGUCCCCGCGUUAUGGGCUGAAGGCCCGCGUGCUACUGGCCGAGCCGGUGCACGCCUGCAGCCCGGACACGCGCUUCCGUGGCGCGCGCAGGGAGACCGGCUGGAUCGCGCUGAUGAAGCGAGGAAGCGGCUGCACGUUCACCGAGAAGAUCAACCGCGCGGCGGACCGAGGAGCCGCGGUGGCGCUGAUCUACAACGAGGACGGCACUGAGAACAGCGUCAUACAGAUGGCGCAUCCGGGUACCACUAUCGUGGCAGUGAUGAUGGGUAAUGUGGGCGGGACCACGCUGGCUGAGCUGCUGCAUAUGGGCGUGCCUGUUACCAUGGAGAUAGAGGUAGGGCGGGUGUUCGAGCCACUGAUGAGUCACUACUCCAUCUUCCUCAUCUCCGUCUCCUUCAUCAUCAUCACCACGGCAACCGUCGCAUACUUCAUCUACUACACCGCUCGGAGACUCUACAGAGCCAGACUGCAGAACCGCAAACAGAAUCAGCUGAAAGCAAAGGCCAAGAAGGCGAUGAGUCAACUGCAGAUCCGAACCCUGAAACACGGAGACAAGGAGUGUGUAGGUCCUGAUGCUGACUCCUGUGCAGUGUGUAUUGACGUGUAUAAACCUGGAGACGUUCUCUCAGUUCUGACCUGCAGUCAUUUCUUCCAUAAGGUGUGUGUGGAGCCAUGGUUGUUGGAGCACAGAACCUGCCCAAUGUGUAAGAGUGACGUCCUGAAGGCUCUCGGAGUCGAGGUUGAUGAGGAGACUCCUCCUGAUUUAAGCUCCAGCAGCUCUGAUGAGUCUCUCACACACAGCGACAGCGUCUCACACACACAUAUCAGCAGUGUGUCUCACACACUCAGCGACGCAGCGUCUUCAGGAUACGAGUCUAUGUGUGUCUCAGACACACACACUGGGUUGGAGGUGGUUUGCGUGGAGACACAGCCGCACUAUGACAACCCUGCCUAUGAGAGAGACCCUGCCUUUGGGAGAGACCCCACCUUGUAGAGAGAGACCCCACACUUGAGAGAGAGACCCCACUUUCUAGAGAGACCUCACAUUUAAGACUCCCCUGUCUUGAGAGACUGUCUUUGACAGACCCUGCCUUCAAGAGAGAGACCCACCUUCUAGAGAGACCUCACAUUUAAGACUCCCCUGUCUAGAGAGACUGUCUUUGACAGACCCCGCCUCCUGGAGAGAGAGAGACCCCCUCUUCCUGGAGAGAGAGAGACCCCCUCUUCCUGGAGAGAGAGAGACCCCCUCUUCCUGGAGAGAGAGAGACCCCCUCUUCCUGGAGAGAGAGAGACCCCC
This is a messenger RNA of Pygocentrus nattereri (red-bellied piranha), 1546 nucleotides long. It is a transcript of the gene rnf128a, whose product is annotated as ring finger protein 128a. Bases 71 to 1243 code for a protein of 390 amino acids. NCBI's taxonomy places the organism in Eukaryota, Metazoa, Chordata, Actinopteri, Characiformes, Serrasalmidae. The transcript has 7 exons. The record is from RefSeq and is a predicted model, not a curated record.